Cyclocybe aegerita is the source of this 510-nucleotide messenger RNA. The record is from the annotation of a GenBank genome assembly. NCBI's taxonomy places the organism in Eukaryota, Fungi, Basidiomycota, Agaricomycetes, Agaricales, Hemipholiotaceae.
AUGUUUUAUGUGACAGAUUCACAGAACAGAUACACGAAUGUUCUGUUGAAUUCCAUAGGCUUUGGCACAAAAACGAAGAAAACCGUCUUCGUAGGCGGGAUCAGCGAUGAUACAGACGAGACGACGUUAUAUGAGGCUUUCUCGACCUUCGGCGAAAUCAUUGAGGUCCAGAUACCUCCGCCAGUGAACCCGCACCAGAACCCCAGCCCAAACGAUCCAAAACACCGUGGAUUUGGCUUCGUCACAUUCAGCUCCACGGGGGACGCGCAAGACGCGAUUGACAACAUGGACUUGAACGAGCUCAAGGGCCGUGUCCUCAAAGUGAGCAUCGCGCGCCCGAUGAAGGCCGACUUGAACCCACAAAGCAACAGAGCUAUUUGGGAGUCGGAGGAGUGGUUGAAGGAGCACGUAAAGCCUCUGGCGCAGUCUGGUGGUGUGCAAGGACGCCUGGCAGCAGCAUCUGAAAACCCCGAGAACAAAGACGACGACAACGACGCUAUGGAGGAGUGA